AUGCCCAAGAGAAAGAAAAUUAACUGUGAAGAACUUAUACCCAAGAGACCUCACAGAGAAUUGAAAACAAAAAUAGUAUUUGAUCCAUCUGAUACUCAUGUACCAAAGAAGAGAAGUAAAUAUUCCUAUACAAAAAACAAACCUAUGGAAGCAACUAAUAUGAAAAAAACUACAAAUGAUGGUAGAAAACAACAUGAUACAACAAAGUCAAAAAGUCCCUCUGUAAAUCCAGUAAAUGGGGUAACUGAAGUAUUUGAUUGUAUGUCAACUGAAGAAAUCAAUACUACAUCUCAAAUACAUUCACCAAUACAAUUUCAAGGAAAACGGGUUACUCCUAAAGUAAACGCAUCAAAAAGUUGUUUUAUUUGUGCCAAAAUUUUAGGAAAGACAGAAUUAAUUGAUUGUCCAAUUUGUUUUAUCAAAGUUCAUAAACACUGUUUAAUAGUCAGUGAGCCCAUGUGGAAAUUUAAACUGGAUUUGGGUCCUUGGUUCUGUAAACAAUGCAGAAAACAAAAUUGUCACAAAUGUCUCAAAGAUGAAUCCCAGUCGGAGAUACUGUGUCGCUGCAUAACUUGUGAAGUCGGAUUACAUAUGGUUUGUUAUGACUCCUAUGAAAUGAAACCAUUACAAAAAUUGAAAACUAAUAAUAUGUAUGUAUGUAUGCCUUGCAUGACUUUGGCUAUUCAAAUAAACCCAGAAGAAGAAGACGUAGUAGAUGCAGAACAAUUGUAUAGUGAUGAUGAUGUCAAGUCACGCACCUCAAGUAAUAUGUCUUUAUCAUCUGACGAAGAUGACACAGAUUCAGAAAGUAGUAUAUCCGAUAGUUCAUCAGGAUAUAAUGAAAACGAUGAAUUUGAAAUCCCAAAUAUAUCAAAAUGGAAUCAACAACAAGUGUUUGAAUAUUUAUCAGAGAAAUUACCCAAAGAAAUUGUUCAUCAAAUAACUAAAUUUAAGCUCGAUGGCCAAGCUGUACUUUUACUUCAACGGACCGAUAUCACACCGAACAUGGGUAUGAAACUUGGACAUGCCUUGAAAUUUUACCAACAAGUACGCAUUUUACAAACCCAAAGUACACUCAGUAGAUUAUAUUGGGGAUAA
Macrosiphum euphorbiae (potato aphid) is the source of this 1098-nucleotide messenger RNA. Lineage: Eukaryota; Metazoa; Arthropoda; Insecta; Hemiptera; Aphididae. The record is from the annotation of a GenBank genome assembly.